CCUCGUCACACUAUUUCUAGGGUUUUACCCGCCCCAAUAGCACCCCUUCCGUCUCUUCCCCUUCAACAACAGCAGCGCCGCCGCCGCCACCUACACCGACUCGCCGGUAGCGUCGCCGGAGGAAAGCGCCAUGGAUCGGUACCAUCGGGUGGAGAAGCCGCGGCCCGAGGCCGCCGCCAUCAGCGAGAACGAGAUCCGCAUCACCACUCAGGGCCUCAUCCGCAACUACGUCACCUACGCUACCUCCCUCGUCCAGGAAAAACGGGUGAAAGAAAUUGUGUUGAAGGCUAUGGGACAGGCUAUAAGCAAGACUGUGGCUAUUGCUGAGAUCAUAAAGAAGAGGAUUCCUGGUUUGCAUCAAGAUACAAUAAUAAGUUCUGUCAGUAUUACUGAUGUAUGGGAGCCCAUUGAGGAAGGCCUUGUACCAUUGGAGAUGACUCGUCAUGUUUCAAUGAUAUCAAUUUCCUUGUCACCUAAGGAGCUUAACAAGAAUUCUCCCGGGUAUCAAGCUCCUCUGCAUUUAGAUCUUAAGCCACAAAGAUACCAGCAACCUCAGCAAUAUCAACAGCACCAGCCAAGACAAAAUCCAAUUCAAACAGAUUCAUAUGGACGCGGCCGAGGUAGAGGCAGGGGGCGAGGAAGGGGCUGGGGUAGCAGGGGUGGUUAUGGUGGAGGCUAUGGUGGAUAUGAAUAUGAUAACCAAGGAGGUUAUGGUGGGUAUGGACACCAAGGUGGGUAUGGACAUCAAGGUGGAUAUGGAAACCAGGGAGGAUAUGGCCACAACCAAGAUGGUUAUGGUGGCUAUGGUUACAACCAAGGUGGAUAUGGAGGCUAUGAAAAUGGAGGUUGGAACUACAACCGGAACAGAGGUGGUGGUGGUGGUGGUGGCCGAGGACGAGGCAACUGGGGCUAUGGUGGUCCUGGAUAUGACCGGGGUGGCAGAGGCGCAGGUGGCCCUGGCGGCAGGGGCUAUGUGCGAGGCCGUGGACGAAUGGGUGGCGGCCGUGGGCGGGGCAACCAAAACUACUAGAUCAAGGGUUGGAUUUGCCAACCCGCUCUUGAGGUUCUGUAUGGCAUUGGAAAAAAACAAAGAAAAAAAAAGAUAAGGGCAUUUUCCAUGGCUGUACUGCUGUUUCUUUGUCCUCCCAGAUUUUAGUAUAAUGGCCAAUGGUGCCUGUACCAUUGCUUCAAUUCAGUGGGAUUUUGACAUGAGUUGUUCAGUUUUCCCUGGGACAUCUUUCCUGUAUUUAAGAGUGCCUUUUUUUGAUAGUCUAUCAGUAUCCAGUUACGCCUUUUUCAGCCCUAUGUAUUUUGA
Molecule: messenger RNA, 1315 nt
Organism: Sorghum bicolor (sorghum)
Lineage: Eukaryota; Viridiplantae; Streptophyta; Magnoliopsida; Poales; Poaceae
Product: protein argonaute 18-like
Exons: 8
Coding region: 131-1030 (299 amino acids)
Molecular function (GO): RNA binding
Source: RefSeq, a predicted model, not a curated record